AGUCAAUGUCACUGGUCACUCCGAUUUCCGGAGGAGGGGUCGCGCUGCCUAACCCGGAAGUGCUCCUUCUUUCGUAGCAGAAAAAGGAGAUCGUAGAGCACUGGAUUGUAGAAGUGGUUGUAGUUUACUGUCGUCAGUAUGCAGCGGUUGCUUUUACCGCCCCUGAAGGCCUUGACCGGGAGCCGGUGUCUGCGGCCUCUGGUUCCCAGGGCGGCGCCUGGAGCACAGUGUGGUUGCAGCUGUGGCAUGAGGCGCCCUUUGAGGCCAGGGCAAUACAGCACUAUCUCCGAAGUAGCUUUGCAAUCUGGAAGGGGCACGGUGUCCCUUCCCUCAAAGGCUGCUGAGCGAGUGGUGGGGCGAUGGCUCCUGGUCUGCAGUGGAACAGUGGCUGGAGCAGUUAUUCUUGGUGGUGUAACUAGGUUGACAGAGUCUGGCCUCUCGAUGGUAGAUUGGCAUUUAAUAAAGGAGAUGAAGCCACCUACAAGCCAAGAGGAAUGGGAAGCAGAAUUCCAAAGAUACCAGCAAUUUCCAGAAUUUAAAAUAUUGAAUCAUGAUAUGACGUUGGCAGAGUUCAAGUUCAUCUGGUACAUGGAGUACUCACACCGAAUGUGGGGUCGUCUUGUAGGCCUCGCAUACAUCCUGCCUGCUGCCUACUUUUGGAGAAAGGGCUGGCUGAGCCGUAACAUGAAAGGACGUGUUCUUGCCCUCUGUGGCUUAGUCUGCUUCCAGGGUCUUUUGGGAUGGUAUAUGGUGAAAAGUGGAUUAGAAGAAAAACCAGACUCUCAUGACAUCCCUCGGGUCAGCCAGUAUCGCCUUGCCGCCCACCUGGGAUCAGCCCUUGUUCUUUAUUGUGCCAGCUUGUGGACGUCGCUGUCUCUGCUGCUUCCUCAGCACAAGUUGCCUGAAACUCGUCAACUCCUAUGGCUGAGACGAUUUGCUCACGGAACAGCAGGUCUAGUGUUUCUUACAGCUCUCUCAGGGGCUUUUGUGGCAGGUUUGGAUGCUGGGCUUGUAUACAACUCCUUUCCCAAAAUGGGAGAAUCCUGGAUCCCAGAGGACCUCUUUACCUUCUCCCCCAUCCUGAGGAAUGUUUUUGAGAAUCCCACCAUGGUACAGUUUGACCACCGGAUUCUGGGAAUCACUUCAGUCACUGCCAUUUCGGCUCUCUACUUCCUUUCCCGGAGAAUCGCCCUGCCUAGAAGGACCAAGAUGGCAGCAGCGACUCUGCUGGCUUUGGCUUACACUCAGGUGGGCUUGGGCAUUAGCACUCUGCUGAUGUACGUUCCAACUCCUUUGGCUGCCACUCACCAGUCAGGCUCCUUGGCUCUGCUCAGCAGCACCCUUUGGCUCAUGAACGAACUCCGAAGAGUCCCAAAAUAAUCCUCAGAGGAUCAGCUUCCUAGGACUGAAAACUGUGCUUUUGAGAGUUUGUCAGAGAGUAUAAGAAUUUGGACUUUCCUACCAGGAUGACCAUGACAUACCAAGUGGUUUCCAAAUUGGACAAGUUAAUUAAAACUCUUUGCCUGUUUUGAGAUAGCCAUCAGAUCAAGAAUGGGAUAAGUAUGGUUACACUAAAAGUUCCUUUUUGAAUCUGUUACUUUUCACAUUGAAAAAGAAAUGUUUGCCAUUUGUGGCUCUUAAUAGGCUCUGUCUUAGGUUUCUCAAUAUUGGCAAGUGCUUGGUUUUACGUGCAUGAUUUCUGUUUCUCCUGAGUUCUGAAUUCUGCUUAAAUAGAAUUUCUUUAUGAUCUUAACUUCUUUCACAUCAGAAUGAAGCUUCAAAGGGGGCUCUGGCAGAUCCUAAAGUAGCCAGCUAUCCUGUAGCAAAAAAAUAGCUAAUGACUUCUAGCAUCCUGACUUUUAAAAAUGGGAAAUCAGGCCCAGUGUGAUGGCUCAUGCCUAUGCUCCUAGCACUCUGGGAGGCCAAGGUGGGAAGGUCACUUGCUCAGGAAUUUGACACCAGCCUGAACAAGAGCGAGAUCUCAUCUCUUCUAAAAAUAGAAAAAUUAGGGCAGCGCCUGUGGCUCAGUGAGUAGGGCGCCGGCCCCAUAUACCGAGGGUGGCGGGUUCAAACCCGGCCCCGGCCAAACUGCAACCAAAAAAAAAAAUAGCCGGGCGUUGUGGCGGGCACCUGUAGUCCCAGCUACUCGGGAGGCUGAGGCAAGAGAAUCGCUUAAGCCCAGGAGUUGGAGGUUGCUGUGAGCUGUGUGAGGCCACGGCACUCUACCGAGGGCCAUAAAGUGAGACUCUGUCUCUACAAAAAAAAAAAAAAUAGAAAAAU
Nycticebus coucang (slow loris) is the source of this 2280-nucleotide messenger RNA. It is a transcript of the gene COX15, whose product is annotated as cytochrome c oxidase assembly protein COX15 homolog. The transcript has 9 exons. Gene Ontology annotation, cellular component: mitochondrial inner membrane. The record is from RefSeq and is a predicted model, not a curated record. Gene Ontology annotation, molecular function: oxidoreductase activity, acting on NAD(P)H, heme protein as acceptor. Gene Ontology annotation, biological process: heme A biosynthetic process. NCBI's taxonomy places the organism in Eukaryota, Metazoa, Chordata, Mammalia, Primates, Lorisidae. Bases 139 to 1380 code for a protein of 413 amino acids.